GGAGACAAAAAAAGGAAUUGUUGAUCCAGUUAAAUCUGCAGAGGUCAUGCCUGCAUCAGAAACAGCGACUGAUGACAUAAAAGCCCAGGCAGUUAUCACAAUGGCUGCUCCAAAGGAAACCUCCGAACUUACUGACACUGCCAGCCCCACCCCUGUCAUUCCCAAACCUGUCAAAGGAGAGAAGCUUAAGAGAGCAAAGGUUAAUGAGGAAUCAAUUAAACCUGCAGAAAUGAAGAUGCCAGUUGAAUCCAAAAUAGAUGUUCAGAAGGCCAAGAAAACUGCCAAAGUAACUGUCACUCAGGAGGCCACCAAACCCCCACCCGACAGUACCACCAGCGAGCCAGAAAUGUCCACUGAUAUAGUAAGGGAGAUGUCUAAAGGUACAGUGACUCAGGAGCCCAUUGAUGUUAAAGUGACCUCCAAGAAUAUCCCAGCAAAGCCCAAAACGGAUGAAACACCACAGAAAACAACACCUGAAUCCUCAAUACUUGAAGUUAAAACUACCAUUAGUACAACUCUCGUAACAACUAUAGCUACUUCUGAAGACACAAAACCUGUCAAGGGGAAAGCUACAGUAAAAGAAAAGAUUACAAAAGAAGAGAAGACUGAUGUAAAUGUGACUCCAAAUGUCAAGAAAGAUGAAAAAAUAGUGCCAGAAGAGGCUCCUAAAGUGUCAGUAAAGGGCAUCACAUUAGUACAAAAAGAUACACCUAAGAUCAGUGAAAAUGUUGACACCACAGAGGUGGCUACGGAAACCAAACAAGUGGUUGAGGGGAGCUCUAAAUCAAAAAGGAAGAAAAAGAAAUCUCAAGUUGAGAUAUCCAAGAGUAUCAAUGCAGAGGGACCACCUGACUCUAACUUUGAAAAGGAAAAACCAUGUGUAGACAAGCCCCCUGAGGAGGUGGGGGAAAAUACCCUCCAACCCACUCCAGUAAUUACCUCAGAGCCACUGACUGUGUGUUCCAGCCUAAAGACUAAGGGACCUGUCAAGGAAAAUAAGACUAAAAAAGAGAUUGAUGGGGGAAAAAUAAAGGAAGGGACACAAAUAAAGAAAGUCCCUAAAAUACCUAAGGACCAGAGUGUUUCUGAAGUAGAUCAGAUCCCAGCAGUGCCCCCAGUGGCACUCCCAGAUAAUGCACAAGUAAAGGUUGAGGGGAGCAGUGUCAGCAAAAUAACACAUGAACCAUUAUGCUCUGAGGACAAGUCAAAUACUAAAUUGCCCUGUGUGGAGCAAAUUAAAUCUGAUGAAAUCACUGUGACUAAAGUGGAAACGGUGACGGUGCAGAAAUUAACUCAAGUGGAGCUCAUACAGGCAAGUCCUAAACCUGAAGAGAAAAGCCCUGUGCCAGAAACUCAGAAACCCACAGUUGAGACUAAAUCCCCAAUAAGCACAGUGAAAGCUGCAGAGGAAUCUUCAAAGGGGAAGAAGAAAGGGAAAGGCAAGAAGCAGACAUCAGCAUUAGACACCAUAAACAAAAAACCUGAAGCACUACUCUCCACUAGCAUUACAUCAUUGCCUGGGGACACAGUUAAAGAGAGCCAUGUCACGACCUCCGAACUGACACAACUCAAUGUUUCUCCAAAGAUGACUCCUGAAAGAAUGUGCAGUGAGGAAACCAGGCAGGCAGCAGCUGUGCUCUGUGAGGCCCCGGCAGACAAAGGGGAGGUGGAGCCAGCGCUGCUCUUUGCAGAAAAAAUCAAGCGGGAGGUUCCGAAACCAAAAACAUCCUCCACUGCGAGGGAAGCACCCGCAGCCGGAGAAUUAGCGUCAGCAGCACCAGCGCAGGCAGCUGUAGCUCAGGCGCAGGCCAGCCCCCUCGACAAGCAAGAGGAGCCUCCCAGAGUUGCACAACAUUCAGCCAGUCAGGCAGCAGAGCGCAGCACAGAGAAAAGGCUCUCUGUUUCUGAGGCCUUAAAUCAAGAGCAAGAGAAGAAGAAGGACCCGGAGAAGGACACACCCUCUGCCACUGCCACACCCGCAGCUGCCCAGCCUGACCAGCUUCACCUAGGGGACACCUGUGAGUCUGCAAGCCCCGACUCAGACGAGGCCGCCAUGAAGAGGAAAAUUGUAGUGGUUGAAGAGAUAGUUGAGGUGAAGCAGCUUAUUAGUCCUGAUGCAACUGGGCAGCAGUCGCCUCCUCCACCUGUGCAACUGGAUGAGGAAGGAGAGGAACUGGACCUGGAUGUUCUGGAAGAAAUUGCCAUAGAGAGAGCCCUAUUGACAGCUGCACCAGAGGCCAGGGUGCAGGGAGCCUCACCUGAGCAGGACUGGGACCAUUCAUUGGAGGAGCCAGAGAAGAGGACAUGGCCUAACUUCAUUGAAGAUGAACGUGAUCGAGUACAGAAAAAGACCUUCACAAAAUGGGUGAACAAGCACUUGAUAAAGUCCAAUCCUCCAUCUCUCACCCAGCAGCGGAGGGCAGAGGCGCAGCGUCACGUGACAGACCUGUAUGAAGACCUCCGAGAUGGACAUAACCUGAUCUCUCUGCUGGAGGUCCUCUCUGGGGACACACUGCCGAGGGAGAGAGACGUGGGCAGGAGCACUCGGGUGCCCAGAGAGAAAGGCCGCAUGAGAUUCCACAAACUGCAGAAUGUACAGAUAGCACUGGACUUCCUCAGACACCGGCAGGUCAAGCUGGUUAACAUCAGAAACGACGACAUAGCAGAUGGGAACCCCAAGCUGACCCUGGGGUUAAUAUGGACCAUCAUCCUCCACUUCCAGAUCUCAGAUAUUCAAAUCAGUGGCCAGUCAGAAGACAUGACGGCCAAGGAGAAGCUGCUGCUCUGGUCUAAGACGAUGACGGAUGGCUACCAGAACAUCCGCUGCGAUAACUUCACCACCAGCUGGAGGGACGGCAAGCUCUUCAACGCUGUCAUACACAAGCACUAUCCCAGGCUCAUCGACAUGGGCAAGGUGUACCGACAGACCAAUGUGGAGAACCUGGAACAGGCCUUCGGUGUGGCAGAGAGAGACUUGGGAGUGACUCGUCUACUUGACCCUGAGGAUGUCGAUGUCCAACACCCUGAUGAGAAGUCCAUCAUCACUUACGUAUCAUCCCUGUAUGAUGCCAUGCCUCGGACUGAUGUACAUGAUGGCGCCAGAAGUAACGAGCUGGAGCUGCGCUGGCAGGAAUACUACGAGCUGGUGACUGUUUUGCUCCAGUGGAUCCGCCACCAUGUCAUGAUCUUCGAGGAGAGAAAGUUCCCCACCAGCUAUGAGGAGAUAGAGCUUCUUUGGCGCCAGUUCUUGAAGUUCAAAGAGUCAGAGCUGCCUGUGAAAGAGACGGACAAGAACCGGUCUAAACACAUCUACCAGUCCUUUGAGAGUGCCGUGCAUGCUGGUCAGGUGAAGGUCCCUCCAGGCUACCAUCCCAUUGAUGUGGAGAAAGAAUGGGGUCGACUUCAUGUGGCCAUCCUAGAAAGAGAACGGCUGCUCAGGAUAGAGAUUGAGAGACUCGAGAGGCUCCAGAGGAUUGUCACGAAAGUCCAGAUGGAGUCUGGUUCAUGUGAUGACCAACUCAGCCACCUGGAGACUCUGCUGCAGACGGACAUUCGUCUGCUGAAUGCAGGGAAACCAGCUCAGCACACAGCAGAAGUGGAGAGGGAGCUGGACAAGGCAGAAAACAUGGUCCGCCUGCUCUUCAACGAUGUGCAGAUACUCAAGGAUGGGCGCCACCCUCAGGCUGAGCAGAUGUACCGCAGGGUUUACCGCCUCCAUGAGCGCCUGGUGAACUUGCGCAGCGAUUACAACCUCCGUCUGAAGUCCUCCGUGGUGACUAUGACCCAGCAGACCACCCAGCAGACCAUCCAGAAACCGCGGCCUGAGAUGGAUGAUGUGACUCUUCGUUAUGUCAGAGACCUCCUGGCCUGGGUGGAGGAGAACCAGGUUCGCAUCGAUCAAGCCGAGUGGGGCACCGAUCUGCCUACUGUGGAGUCCCAGCUGGGCAGCCACAGAGGCCUGCACCAAACUGUGGAGGACUUCAAAUCCAAGAUUGAACGGGCCAGGGCUGACGAGAACCAGCUGUCUCCUAUCAGCAAGGGCUCGUAUAGAGAAUACAUGGGUAAACUGGACCUUCAGUAUGGCAAACUACUGAACUCUUCUAAGUCCCGCCUGAGGAACUUGGAUUCACUCCACGGCUUCGUCACCGCUGCCACAAAAGAACUGAUGUGGUUAAACGACAAAGAAGAAGAGGAGGUCAACUUCGACUGGAGCGACAGGAACACCAACAUGACGGCUAAGAAAGACAACUACUCGGGUCUCAUGAGGGAGCUGGAGCUGAGGGAGAAGAAAGUCAAUGAUAUCCAGGCUACGGGAGACAAACUUGUCAGAGAUGGACAUCCUGGCAAAAAGACAGUUGAGGCCUUCACAGCCGCCCUGCAGACUCAGUGGAGCUGGAUCCUCCAGCUGUGCUGCUGUAUUGAGGCUCAUCUCAAAGAAAACACAGCCUACUACCAGUUCUUUGCCGAUGUGAAAGAGGCUCAGGACAAGAUGAAGAAAAUACAAGAGAACAUGAAAAAGAAAUACAGCUGUGAUCGCUCCACCACAGCCACACGCCUGGAGGAUCUGCUGCAGGACACUGUGGAGGAGAAGGAACAGCUGAAUGAAUUCAAGACCCUUGCUACCGGUCUGAACAAGAGAGCCAAGUCCAUCAUCCAGCUGAAACCACGUAACCCCACCACCUCCAUCAAAGGCAAACUGCCCAUUCAGGCUGUGUGUGACUUCAAGCAGCAGGAGAUCACUGUCCACAAAGGAGAUGAGUGCGCUCUACUCAACAACUCACAGCCCUUCAAGUGGAAGGUCCUGAACCGCUCGGGACACGAGGCAGUGGUGCCCUCCGUCUGCUUCAUGGUGCCUCCAGUCAACAAGGAGGCCGUGGACGGUGUGUCCAGUCUGGAUACAGGUUAUCAGCAGAUGGUGACUCUGUGGCAGACCCUCCAUAUCAACAUGAAGAGUUUGCUGUCAUGGCAGUAUCUGAUGAGAGACUUCACACAGAUACGCUCCUGGAACAUCAGCAUGUUAAAGACCAUGAAACCAGAGGAGUACAGGCUGAUGAUGAGGAACCUGGAGCUCCACUACCAGGAUUACAUGCGUGACAGCCAGGACUCGCAGCUCUUUGGCCCAGAUGACCGCAUGCAGGUGGAGGAGGACUACACCAAGUCCACCCAGCAUUUUGAAAACCUGCAGCGCUCCAUGGAGAAAGGUCAGAAGGACGAAACUCUAUGUAAGAACUACAUCUCUGAGAUCAAAGACCUGCGUGUGCGUAUCGAGGACUGUGAGUCCGGGACUGUGGCCCGCAUACGCAAACCUCUGGAGAAGGAACCUCUGAAAGAGUGUGUUCAGAAGACAACAGACCAGAAGAAAGUCCAGGUGACGCUUGAGUGUCUCAAGAAGGACCUUGAUAAGGUUUCUGUGAAGACACAGGAGGUGUUGUCCUCCCCUCAGCCAUCUGCCUCAGCUCCUGUCCUGCGCUCAGAGCUCGACCUCACGGUGCAGAAGUUCGAUCAUGCCCACAUGCUCUCCUCCGUUUAUCUUGACAAGCUGAAGACUGUAGAAAUGGUGAUCCGUAACUCACAGGGGGCUGAGGGAGUUCUCAAGCAGUAUGAGGACUGUCUGCGCGAUGUUCACACCGUACCCAGCGACGCCAAGGAAGUCGAGUCUUACAGAACAACACUAAAGAAAAUGCGAACUGAGGCUGAGGGCGAACAGCCAGUGUUUGACUCUCUGGAAGAAGAGCUGAAGAAGGCCUCCACCGUGAGCAACAAGAUGUCCCGUGUGCACAGCGAGCGAGACGUCGAGCUGGACCACUACCGCCAGCACAUGUCUAAUCUUCAGGACCGCUGGAAGGCCGUGUUCACCCAAAUCGACAUCCGCCAGAGAGAGCUGGAGCAGCUCGGCCGCCAGCUGGGCUACUACCGCGACAGCUAUGAUUGGCUGAUCCGCUGGAUUUCUGACGCCAAGCAAAGGCAGGAGAAGAUCCAGGCUGUGUCCAUCACUGACAGCAAAACUCUGAAAGAGCAGCUGGCCCAGGAGAAGAAACUGCUGGAGGAGAUCGAGAAUAACAAAGACAGAGUUGAUGAGUGUCAAAACUAUGCUAAAGCAUACAUUGAUACUAUCAAGGACUAUGAACUCCAGUUGGUGGCCUACAAAGCCCAUGUGGAUCCUCUUGCUUCUCCCUUGAAGAAAACCAAAAUGGAUUCUGCUUCUGACAACAUCAUUCAGGAGUAUGUAACUCUGAGGACCCGCUACAGUGAGCUGAUGACUCUGACUAGUCAGUACAUCAAGUUCAUCACCGACACGCAGCGCCGCCUGGAGGACGAGGAGAAAGCUGCAGAGAAACUCAAAGCGGAAGAGCAGAAAAAAAUGGCCGAGAUGCAGGCUGAGUUAGACAAACAGAAGCAGUUAGCUCAAGCUCACGCAAAGGCCAUUGCCAAAGCUGAGAAAGAGGCUCAAGAGCUGAAGCUCAGAAUGCAGGAAGAAGUAAACAAGAGAGAGAUUGCUGCUGUAGAUGCAGAAAAGCAAAAGCAGAACAUCCAGCAGGAACUGCACGAGCUCAAAAACCUCUCAGAGCAGCAGAUCAAGGAUAAAGGUCAGCUGGUGGAUGACGCUCUUCAAAGCAGGACCAAAAUUGAGGAGGAAAUCCGCAUCAUCAGGCUCCAACUUACUACAACAGUAAAACAAAAGACUACCGCUGAAACCGAGCUCAAGCAGCUUCGUGACAGAGCAGCUGAAGCUGAGAAACUGAGAAAAGCAGCUCAGGAUGAAGCCGAAAAGCUCCGCAAACAAGUAAAUGAAGAGACCCAGAAAAAGCGCAUGGCAGAGGAGGAACUCAAGCGCAAAUCUGAGGCAGAGAAAGAAGCUGCCAAACAAAAGCAAAAGGCUUUGGAAGACCUUGAAAACCUCAAGCGACAGGCAGAGGAGGCUGAAAGGCAAGUGAAGCAAGCCGAGAUUGAAAAGGAAAGACAAAUCCAGGUUGCUCAUCAGACAGCCCUGAAGAGUGCCGCCGCUGAGCUCCAGAGCAAACACACCUCCUUUGAGCAGAAGACCUCCAUGUUGGAAGAAUCACUCAAACAAGAACACGGAACUGUUCUUCAGCUGCAACAAGAAGCAGCACAUAUCAAGAAGCAACACGAGGAUGCGAUAAACGCCAGAGAAGACGCUGAAAAGGAGCUUGAGAAAUGGAGGCAAAAAGCCAACGAGGCCCUCCGUCUAAGACUCCAAGCUGAAGAGGAAGCUCACAAGAAGAGUCUUGCUCAAGAAGAUGCUGAGAAACAAAAGGAAGAGGCUGAGCGUGAGGCUAAAAAGCGAGCCAAAGCUGAAGACUCGGCCCUGAAGCAGAAAGACAUGGCUGAGAAAGAACUUGAGAGGCAGAGGAAGGUGGCCGAGAGCACCGCUCAGCAGAAACUCACCGCAGAGCAGGAGCUAAUUCGACUCAAGGCAGACUUUGACAAUGCAGAACAGCAGAGAUCCCUCCUUGAAGAUGAACUAUACCGCCUGAAAAAUGAAGUCAUUGAAGCACAGCAACAAAGGAAACAGCUGGAGGAUGAACUGGCCAAAGUGAGGAGUGAAAUGGAUUUACUCAUACAGCUUAAGUCCAAGGCAGAAAAGGAGACCAUGUCCAACACAGAGAAGAGCAAACAACUUCUUGAGGCUGAAGCUGCCAAGAUGAAAGGAGUGGCUGAGGAAGCAGGCAAGCUUCGAGCCAUCGCAGAGGAGGCAAAGCAUCAACGGCAAGUCGCUGAAGAAGAGGCGGCUCGUCAGAGAGCCGAGGCUGAGAGGAUUCUCAAAGAGAAGCUGGCUGCAAUCAGCGAGGCCACUCGUCUAAAAACAGAGGCUGAAAUCGCCUUGAAAGAGAAGGAGGCAGAAAACGAAAGGCUCCGGCGCCACGCUGAGGAUGAGGCUUACCAGAGGAAAGCUCUUGAAGACCAGGCCAACCAGCACAAGCAAGAGAUUGAUGAAAAGAUCAUCCAGCUCAAAAAAUCAUCCGAGGCUGAAAUGGACAGACAAAAGGCAAUUGUGGAUGAUACACUGAAACAGAGGCGAGUUGUCGAAGAAGAAAUCCGAAUUCUUAAGCUCAACUUCGAAAAGGCUUCAUCUGGAAAACUUGAUCUGGAGCUGGAGCUGAACAAGCUGAAGAACAUUGCAGAGGAAACUCAACAAAGCAAACUGAGAGCAGAGGAGGAGGCGGAGAAACUACGGAAGCUUGCCCUUGAGGAGGAGAAGAGGAGGAGGGAGGCAGAGGAAAAGGUAAAAAAGAUUGCCGCCGCAGAGGAAGAAGCAGGCAGACAACGCAAGGCCGCCCAGGACGAGCUUGAUCGGCUGAAAAAGAAAGCAGAAGAAGCCAGAAAGCAGAAAGAAGAGGCUGAUAUCGAAGCUGAAAAGCAGAUUGUUGCAGCCCAACAAGCAGCCCAAAAAUGCAAUGCGGCCGAACAUCAAGUCCAGAGUGUCCUUGCUCAACAAAAGGAAGACAUCCUCAUGCAAAAGAAGCUGAAGGAGGAGUACGAGAAGGCCAAGAAGCUUGCCAAAGAGGCAGAGGCAGCUAGGGAGAAGGCAGAAAAGGAGGCAGCUCUCCUUCGUCAACAAGCAGAGGAUGCAGAGCGGCAAAAGGCUGCUGCUGAGCAAGAAGCGCUUAACCAAGCCAAAGCUCAGGAGGAUGCUGAGAGGUUGAGAAAGGACGCUGAAUUCGAAGCUGCUAAACGAGCUCAAGCAGAAGCUUCAGCACUCAAGCAGAAGCAGCAAGCCGAUGCUGAAAUGGCAAAGCACAAAAAACUGGCAGAGCAAACACUGAAACAGAAGUUCCAAGUCGAACAAGAGCUCACAAAGGUGAAGCUGAAGCUUGAUGAUACUGAUAAACAGAAAUCUCUCCUGGAUGAAGAGCUGCAGCGCCUGAAGGACGAGGUUGAUGAUGCUGUCAAACAAAGAGGCCAGGUGGAGGAGGAGCUGUUCAAAGUCAAGGUUCAGAUGGAGGAGCUGCUCAAACUAAAGAACAAAAUUGAGGAGGAAAAUCAACGUCUGCUGAAGAAAGACAAAGAUAACACACAGAAACACCUGGCAGAGGAGGCUGAAAACAUGAAAAGGCUUGCAGAGGAUGCCGCUAGGCUAACUGUAGAAUCUCAAGAGGCUGCACGCCUGAGACAGAUUGCAGAAGACGACCUCAAUCAGCAACGAGCUCUCGCAGAGAAGAUGCUCAAAGAGAAAAUGCAGGCCAUACAGGAGGCAUCUAAACUCAAAGCUGAGGCGGAGAUGCUCCAAAGACAGAAGGACUUGGCUCAGGAGCAGGCACAAAAGCUGAUGGAGGAUAAGCAGCUAAUGCAACAGCGUCUGGAAGAGGAAACGGAGGAAUAUCAGAAGUCACUUGAAGCUGAGAGGAGGAGACAAUUAGAGAUCGUAGCUGAAGCAGAAAAACUCAAGCUUCAGGUUUCUCAGCUCAGCGAAGCCCAGGCCAAGGCUCAAGAUGAAGCUAAAAAAUUCAAGAAACAGGCUGAUAAGAUUGCUGCACGUCUUCAUGAGACUGAGAUGGCCACCCAAGAAAAAAUGACGGUAGUGGAAAGACUGGAAUUCGAGAGACUUAAUACCAGCAAAGAGGCGGAUGAUUUACGUAACGCAAUCGCAGACCUAGAGAACGAGAAGGAUAGGCUGAAAAAGGAAGCAGAAGAACUUCAAAAUAAAUCUAAAGAGAUUGCUGAUGCACAGCAGAAACAAAUGGAACAUGAGAAGACAAUGCUCCAGCAGACAUUCCUGACAGAAAAAGAGAUGCUUUUGAAGAAGGAGAAGCUAAUUGAAGAUGAGAAAAAGAGGCUGGAGAGCCAGUUUGAAGAAGAGGUCAGAAAGGCCAAAGCUCUCAAAGAUGAACAGGAACGUCAGAGACGGCAGAUGGAGGACGAGAAGAAGAAACUCCACGCUACCAUGGAUGAGGCCCUCAAUAAACAAAAAGAGGCGGAGCAAGAGAUGCUUAACAAGCAAAAAGAAAUGCAAGAACUGGAAAGAAUGAGACUCGAGCAGGAAAGGAUUCUUGCCGAAGAGAACCAGAAAUUGCGCGAGAAGCUGCAGCAGCUUGAGGAAGCACAGAAGAACCAACCCAAAGAAAAAGAGCUCAUUUAUUCAAAAACGGUUGAGACAACAAGAACCGUUUAUAAUGGCCAGAAUGCUGGUGAUGUGGUUGACAGUGUGGAUAAGAAACCAGAUCCCUUGUCUUUUGAUGGCAUACGUGAGAAGGUGCCAGCAAGCAGACUUCAUGAUGUUGGUCUAUUACCCAAGAAAGAGUUUGACAGGCUGAAGAAAGGCAAAACCACGGUGCAAGAGCUUGGUGAGACUGAAUAUCUAAAGAAAAUUCUCAAAGGAAAGGACUGCAUUGCUGGUGUUUUGACACCAUCUAAUCAAAAAAUGUCCAUUUAUCAAGCAUCAAAAGAGAAGAAAAUUACCCCAGGCACUGCCAUGAUCCUUCUUGAAGCCCAAGCAGCCACUGGUUACAUUCUAGACCCAAUUAAGAACCAGAAACUUUCUGUUAAUGAGGCUGUCAAAGAAGGCGUGAUUGGUCCUGAACUGCACAACAAAAUGCUUUCAGCUGAGAGGGCAGUCGUUGGUUACAAAGAUCCAUACACCGGUGGGAAGAUCUCUGUCUUUGAAGCUAUGAAGAAGGGUCUGCUAGAACAUGAUCAUGCCAUCAGAGUACUUGAGGCUCAGCUCGCAACUGGUGGCAUUGUCGAUCCCAACAAUAGUCACCGGGUACCCAAUGAAACUGCCUACAAACAGGGUCAAUAUGAUGCUGAAAUGAACAAGAUUAUGGAGAAGCCUUCAGAUGACACAAAGGGAUACUUUGACCCCAGCACUCAGGAACCUUUGACAUAUUCUGAGCUGAUGGCAAGAUGCUCCACUGACCCUGACACCGGUCUGCUACUCCUGCCAAUCACAGACAAAGCUGCUCAGUGCUCCAGCAUCUACACAGAGGAGGAGACCAAAGAUGUGUUCAGCAAAACCACUGUGUCUGUGCCAUUUGGACGAUUCCAAGGAAAGACUGUGACCAUUUGGGAAAUAAUCAAUUCAGAGUACUUCACAGAGGACCAGAAGAAGGACCUUCUCCGUCAGUACAAGACAGGCAAAAUCACCAUUGAAAAAAUUAUUAAGAUUGUGAUCACAGUUGCAGAAGAUAAAGAGAAGAAGAAUGAGAUUACAUUUGAUGGUCUGAGAGCACCUGUCCCUGCCACUGAGCUGCUGGAGUCCAAAAUCAUUGAUAAAGAUCUCUACAAUAAAUUGCACAAAGGCAAAAAGACCGUCAAAGAGGUGUCCGAAAUGGGGCCUGUCCACAAGGCACUGAAGGGUACAAACUGUAUUGCAGGUGUAGUUAUGGACUCAUCCAAGGAGACAAUGUCCUUCUAUCAAGCUAUGAAGAAAGACAUGAUGAGGGCAGGGCCGGCCUUACAUAUGCUUGAAGCCCAAGCAGGAACAGGAUACGUCGUUGAUCCUGUUCACAAUCAGAAGUACACUGUUGAUGAAGCUGUUAAGGCCGGCGUUGUUGGUCCUGAACUGCAUGAAAAACUCCUGUCUGCAGAGCGUGCUGUUACAGGGUACAAAGAUCCUUAUACUGGAAAGACUGUAUCUCUGUUCCAGGCAAUGAAGAAAGAUCUCAUCCCUAAAGAACAAGGAAUCCGAUUGCUUGAUGCCCAAAUGGCUACAGGUGGCAUCAUUGAUCCAGUAAAGAGCCAUCAUAUUCCUCAUGAUGUGGCCUGCAAGAGAAAUUACUUUGAUGAUGAAAUGAAAGAGAUUCUAAAUAGCCCCACUGAUGAAACAAAGUGCUUCUUUGACCCCAACACAAAAGAAAAUGUGACAUACUCAGAGCUCUUCAAGAGAUGUGUCCCUGACAAGAAAACUGGUCUUCCACUUUUGCCUCUUUCUGACGAAGCAAUCAAUGCAAAGGAGGAACCAUCUUACAAUGAAGCCCAGACAAAAGAGGCAAUGACUCAGGCAACUGUGGAGCUUGACUCUGGGCCAUUUAAAGGCAGGAAGAUGACCAUCUGGGACAUCAUCAACUCAGAUUAUCUCACUGAGGAGCAAAGGCUUGACCUGCUCAGACAGUUUAGGUCAGGAAAGCUUACAAUUGAAAAGAUAAUAAAGAUUGUCAUCACAAUUGUAGAUGAGAAAGAGGCCAAGAAACGAGAACAGUCCAGCUUCAAGGGACUUAGAGCUCCUGUCCCAGCAAGCUCUCUGUAUGAUUCCAAAAUCAUUGACAAGCCAACCUUUGACCAACUUCAGCAAGGCAAAACAACACCUAAACAAGUCAGUGAGAAUCCCAAUGUCAAUAAAUACCUCCAGGGAUCUGAUAGUAUCGCUGGCAUCUACCUAGAGCCAACCAAAGAGAAAGUAAGCAUUUAUCAGGCCAUGAAGAAAAAGCUCCUCAGACAAAAUACAGGGCUUUCACUUCUUGAGGCCCAGGCUGCUACUGGAUUCCUUGUAGAUCCAGUGAGGAACCAGUGUCUGACGGUAGACGAGGCAGUGAAGUCAGGCCUUGUUGGCCCAGAGCUACAUGAAAAACUUCUCUCUGCAGAAAAAGCUGUCACUGGUUAUAAAGAUCCAUUCACAGGCAACAAAAUCUCCCUCUUUGAGGCUGUGCAAAAAGAUCUCAUCCCGACGGAGCAUGGUAUGCCUCUAAUUGAGGCACAGAUGGUUAGUGGAGGAAUCAUUGAUCCUGUAAACAGCCAUCGUGUCCCAAGUGAUGUUGCAUAUCAGAAGAACAUUUUCAGCAAAGAAACUGCCAAGACUCUAUCUGAACCAUCUGAUGAAAACAAGGCAUUCAUCGACCCAGAAACCGACGAGAAAGCUACCUACAGACAGCUGAAAGACAGGUGCCAUAAAGAUCCAGAGACCGGCCUGUACAUCCUUCCACUCUCAAAGCCUCAGUCUCCAACUGUUGUCGAGAAGACAUACCUCUACACAGAGGAACAGACACAGAGCGACUUGACCAGCACCCAGAUUGACAUUCCAAUUGAAGGUUUUGCUGAUAAACCAAUGAACCUCUGGGAAAUCAUGAACUCAAACUUGCUUCCAGAGACAGAGAGGCAGAAGCUCAUGGAUGAAUAUCGUGCUGGAAAUAUCACUAAAGAGCGGAUGAUCAUCAUUAUAAUUGAGAUUAUGGAGCAGAGAGAGAUUGUCAGAAAUGAUAGCCCACUGUCAUGUAAGACUAUAAGGAGAAGGAUAACUAUUGAGGAGCUCUUCAGUGCCCGCAUCAUUGACUUGGAGACAUACAACCUCCUUAAACAGGGCAAGAGGGACAUUCGUGACAUAAUGGAGAUGACCAGUGUGAAACAGUAUCUCUAUGGCACAGGCUGUGUCGCUGGGGUCACAACAGAUUCAAGCUCCAAGUUAAGCAUAUACCAAGCAAUGAAGAGAGGUUUUUUGAAACCAGAACUGGCCCUCAGCCUCCUAGAAGCACAAGCUGCUACAGGAUUCAUUGUCGAUCCAAUUCAAAAUGAAACACUGACGGUUGACGAAGCUGUGCGUAAGGGUGUUGUUGGCCCCGAGAUCCAUGAUAAACUUCUGUCAGCUGAGAGAGCAGUCACAGGAUACAAAGAUCCAUACAGUGGGAAAAUCAUAUCCCUUUUCCAGGCCAUGAAAAAGGAUCUUGUUCCAGAGGAUUAUGCUCUGAAAAUGUUAGAGGCCCAAACUGCCACUGGUGGUAUUAUUGAUCCAGAAUUCCAGUUUCACCUGCCAGAAGAUAUUGCCAUGAAAAGAGGAUACAUCAACAAGGAAACCAACGAGAAGUUGAGUGACAGCGUUAAAGGAUUUACCGACCCAGUCAACAACGAGGACCUGUCAUAUGCACAGCUGAUCAAGAGAUGCAAGUUAGAUGGCGGGUUGCGCCUCCUCUCCCUGGGUGACAAGAGGCUGAUGUUUAAGGGUCUAAGAAAACAGAUCACGAUGGAGGAGCUGCUCCGUUCACAAAUUAUUGACCAGCAGACUGUCACUGAGCUGAAUGAAGGUCUCAUUUCAGUAGAGGAGGUUAGCAAUAGACUAUCAAGGUACCUUGAGGGCACAAGCUGUAUUGCUGGUGUAUUUCUAGAAUCUUCAAAGGAUCGUCUAUCAAUUUAUCAGGCCAUGAAGAAGAACAUGAUUAGGCCAGGCACAGCUUUUGAGCUCCUUGAGGCACAGGCAUCCACAGGAUAUGUCAUUGAUCCAAUCAAAAACCUUAAACUGACCGUCAGUGAUGCAGUGAGAAUGGGAAUUGUAGGACCCGAAUUCAAAGACAAGCUCCUCUCUGCUGAGCGUGCAGUGACAGGAUAUAGGGAUCCUUAUUCAGGCAAGACAAUCUCCCUGUUCCAGGCUAUGAAAAAGGGGCUCAUCUUGAAAGAUCAUGGGAUCCGUCUCUUGGAAGCCCAGAUUGCCACUGGUGGAAUCAUUGACCCAGAGGAAAGUCACCGUCUGCCAGUUGAGGUGGCCUACAAACGUGGCUUCUUUGAUGAGGAAAUGAAUGAGAUCUUGACAGAUCCAUCUGAUGACACCAAAGGCUUCUUUGAUCCCAACACUGAGGAAAACCUGACCUACCUCCAGCUAAUGGAGAGGUGCAUCACUGAUCCCGACACCGGCCUGGUGCUCCUGCUCUUGAAAGAAAAGAAGCGGGAAAGGAAGACAUCUUCCAAAUCCUCAGUUCGUAAACGCAGAGUUGUCAUCGUAGACCCAGAGACUGGCAAAGAAAUGACUGUGUAUGAGGCCUACAGAAAGGGACUCAUUGACCACCAAACCUACCUGGAGCUUGCUGAGCAGGAGUGUGAAUGGGAAGAGAUCACAAUGACCUCCUCUGAUGGUACUGUCAAGUCCAUCAUCAUUGACAGGAGGUCAGGGAGACAAUAUGAUGUUGAUGAUGCCCUUUCACGUGGCCUCAUUGACCAGAAAGCACUUGAUACAUACCGAUCUGGAAACUUAGCCAUCACAGAAUUUGCCGACAUGCUUUCUGGAAAUAUGGGAGGCUUCCGCUCACGCUCAUCUUCCUUUGGUUCCACCACUGGUUCCACCUACUCCUCUCCGAUGAGCCCCAUACCCUCAAUUAAAGCACCUGCAGUAAUGUGGAAUGACCCAUCAGAGGUGACUGUCCCAAUUGCUGGAAUACUGGACAUAGACACACUGGAGAAGGUGUCUGUCACCGAGGCCAUACACAGAAACCUGGUAGACAACAUCUCUGGCCAAAGAUUGUUGGAGGCCCAAGCCUGCACAGGUGGAAUUAUUGACCCCACAACUGGAGAGAGAUUCCCAGUGAAUGAUGCUACCGAAAAAGGUCUUGUGGAUAAGAUCAUGGUUGAUCGCCUCAACCUUGCUCAAAAAGCAUUCAAUGGAUUUGAAGACCCCAGAACUAAAGAGAAGAUGUCUGCCUCCCAGGCUCUAAAGAAAGGCUGGUUGUACUAUGAAGCUGGGCAGCGUUUCCUUGAGGUCCAAUAUCUGACUGGUGGACUCAUCGAGCCAGAUGUUGAGGGCAGAGUGUCACUAGAUGAAUCCAUCAGGAAGGGCACAAUCGACGCCCGCACUGCCCAGAAACUGAGAGAUGCUGGUGCUUAUUCUAAGUAUCUAACAUGUCCAAAAACCAAACUGAAAAUCUCCUUCAAAGAUGCCAUGGACAAAAGCAUGGUCGAGGAAGGAUCUGGCCUAAGGCUCCUGGAGGCCUCCUCACAAUCCAGCAAAGGCCUCUACAGUCCCUACAAUGCUAGUAACCCUGGAUCUAACUAUGGCUCCCGGACUGGCUCAAGAACCGGAUCCCGAUCAGGCUCCAGGAGAGGCAGCAUUGAUGCUGGCUUCAGCACAACCUUCUCGUCCUCCUCCUUCACAUCCACUUCAUCUGGCUACGGCCGCAGAUUCUGAUUAGCUAGUCCUGUUCCUAACAAUAUCCCAAAUGUCUAAAAACAAACAAUACUAAUGCACUUUACAGUUGCAUUUUCUAAGGAAAAAAGGUUACAGUAACAAAGAAAUUAUAAUUUAUUUAUUCUGCCCCACAUCAAGAUUUGCCCAGGCUAUUGAUUAUUUUUUCAUAUAUGAUGUUAGAUGUCUAAACGUGUGCCUCAUAUAUGGAGACAUAAGCAUAUCAAGCAUUACUAGAUAUAUAAAAUAUUAUUAGUACUAAUUUCCAGUCAGUUUAUAUUUUUCAAAGCAAAGCAUGGCAUUUUUGCUGUUUUUUAAGUGACUUUAUAGUUUUCAUUUUACACUUGUUAAAAAGUUGUAUACUUGAGCUUUCUGAAACUAAUAUAUACUUUAUGUAUGUCAAACAGAGAUAUUUUUCCAGUAUUCCUUUAAAAUCCAAGGAUAUUUGUCUAUUUUUUAAUCUUUUUCGACAGUCCUACUAAAUGAGAUACUGUACGUCAACGUAGUUAUAAUGUUUUUAACAGAAAAUACAUAGAUGCCUUCACAUUUCUGAAUGUUUGUAUAGAGUAUGGAAAGAUUUUGUGUUAUGUUUUUAUGUUAAAUGUUAAAUGUUGCCUGGGUAACUAAAUAAUAAACCCAGUAAGAAUACACCUGUUAGGCACACAUAAGAGACACUACAGGAAUACAACACUGAAAAGAAAUACCAGAAUUAAAAUUAUGCAGAGCAUUCAAAAACCAGUUUCACAUCUGUCAUUAUUUUGUACUUACGCCCAUUGAUAUUUAGUGAACAUUUGCAUCCUUUGGGUUCAUUACACCAUUCAUUUACACACUCCAAGCUUUAGAUUCUUUAUGUUCACCAUCAGUCAAGUGCUCCUGGUUAAUCCCAAGAUGAUGUCAGACUUGAUCCUGCUCUCCCAUACAGACCUACAUCCUGUUAUUUUGGUUCUUCUGCCUCACUCCCCCAGAAUCCAACAUAUGAACAGAGAUACUCAGCUGGCCGGAGCAUACGAUCCCCUGGAUGGAUUUGUGAGUCAAUGUCAUCCUCACACACUUCCACAGAUCUGCCAUUGAGUAUGUCCUUUCUUCCAUUGCACAUCUCAUUUGAAGAAAGCUGAGGCUGAAUCAACCUGACACCAUCUUGGGAUACCUUUCUAGGAACACUCAUUACAUUACAUUUUUCAUAUAUUUAUUACUUGAACUCUAAUAGUGAUAUUUAAGUCGUCAUAUCCUGAUUUUUUUUUUUUUUGAGAACACUCCUAAAUCAUACACGCAUCUACAUGUGUAUUAUUUCAUAUAAAUUGGCUACUCAGUAUAUUUUUGUAAUAUCUCUGUAAAUUCAGUCCUACCAAAGUGCUAAAAAGAUACAUUUGGAGAAUUGACAUGUUUUAUACAACACCACAUUGCAUGAAUGUAUGUAUUAUAUCAAGCUAUCUCAUCGCAGUUGACAUUUUUGCCACAGAUUUACUUUGCAAACUGAAAAAGCGCCCAAAGCUUUGUUUUGCUUCAUUAUUUUUCAGCUGCAAGUGUUUCUGUUAUGUAUCUCUAAAGUGUUUUACCUUUGUAAAUCUUUAUAUUUUGUUUUCAUCAAGUUUUUGAUAUAUCAUGAAUUUGCCUUGCAUGUUUCACUAACUUUACAAUGGAUUUUUUGAGGGGAAAUGUUAAUGUAUAAUACGGACAAGUGCAGAUGUAGUUGUGCCGAUUUUAAUUUUUAGCAAUAUAUCAAUUCACAAACUAACUCGUUCGUGUUGCUUAUGGGGCAGAUUUAGCUUUGAAUGAUGUGGUGAGUGGAUUCUGUUGUAUGUUCUGAACAUUAACACUAUGUUGUAAAUAAAUAUGAUCUGAAGAGG
Centropristis striata (black sea bass) is the source of this 17682-nucleotide messenger RNA. RefSeq names its product plectin-like. Gene Ontology annotation, cellular component: cytoplasm; sarcolemma; intermediate filament. The transcript has 36 exons. The coding region runs from base 47 to 15838 and encodes 5263 amino acids. Lineage: Eukaryota; Metazoa; Chordata; Actinopteri; Perciformes; Serranidae. Gene Ontology annotation, molecular function: ankyrin binding; cadherin binding; structural constituent of cytoskeleton. Gene Ontology annotation, biological process: intermediate filament cytoskeleton organization; wound healing; hemidesmosome assembly. The record is from RefSeq and is a predicted model, not a curated record.